Messenger RNA from Capsaspora owczarzaki ATCC 30864, 3024 nucleotides. RefSeq names its product WD repeat-containing protein mio-B. Gene Ontology annotation, molecular function: protein binding. The coding region runs from base 32 to 2890 and encodes 952 amino acids. The transcript has 10 exons. Gene Ontology annotation, cellular component: cytoplasm. Lineage: Eukaryota; Filasterea; Ministeriida; Capsasporidae. Gene Ontology annotation, biological process: positive regulation of TORC1 signaling; cellular response to amino acid starvation. The record is from RefSeq and is a predicted model, not a curated record.
CUUUCAUUCAUUGUUCGUUUGUUCGCCCGAGAUGAGCCGUCGCCGCGUUCUGUGGGCGCCGCCGUCGUCGCUGUCGUCCGCCGCGCCGUCCCAUUUUAUUGUCGCGCACACUGACAUUCGCCUGUACGAGGUCUCGGACGUGACGCGGCCGACGUCGAGCUCGAUCUCGGCGCGCUCCGUUUCCGCCCUUCAGCAGCAGCAGCAGCCGCAGCAGUCGCAGCAGUCGCAGAUCUCGCUCGUCGGGGUCAACUCGGACUUCCCGCUCAUGCGCUGCGCUGCGUGGUGUGAGAGUCCCGAUGCGCGCGGCCUGCUCGCGGUCGGCCAGAUGAACGGUCACGUCGGAUUUGCAACGCUGUCCACUGAGACGGAUGCUCCGCGGCUGUCUGGAUUUCGUGAUUUCGAGGCGCGCUAUGAUCGCGCGUGCAAUGCUGUCGCUUGGAAUCCCGUCUACACGACCCAGCUGGCGGCGGGUCUCGACCGAGGCCGCACAGAUUACUCGCUGCGUGUGUGGGACGUUGCAUCCAUGAUUGCUGCGGCCGCUGUCACGACUUCUGCAUCUGCACUCAAUCCAGCGGCAACUUACGUCGGUGCGAAUCGCUCCGGUCUCCCUUCGUCAGGAUCCACGACCAAGUCGACCGCUGCGACUAUUGCGGCUCGCGCCGUAGAGAAGCCUCUUGCCGAGACGUGCAACAACGAUGCUGUCCAGUCGCUCGCAUGGAUGGCCACGAGUCCUUCGUGUCUGCUUGUUGGUGGCGGUAGCAAAUGGCUGCGUAUUUAUGAUUUCCGAGCGGAUGUCUCGGGCCGCCUGCUCACAACCUCAACAAAGGCCGUGCUUGGAGUAGCCGUGAAUCCGUUCAAUGCAUUCCAGUUUGCCUCGUUCUCUCCUGAGGGUGCUGUGAAGGUGUGGGACAGCCGCCGGUUUACGGACGCCGUGCUCUCCCUCAAUGUCGAGCCAAAGAACAUUAGCGACUUGCUAUGGUGCCCGACACGCUCCGGGCUGCUCUCGUCUGUGAGCGCGAGCUCGUCGGAGGUGUUGCUCUGGGACAUCAAGUCCGUCGGCUCCAACGUUGCACUCGCGCUCUCCAACUCGUCUGCGCUUGCCGAGGCAACCGCCUUCUUUGGGGCUGCGACAGCAGAGGCGACCUCAGACUCGUUUUCGGCCGUCACUGUUGCCAAAGCGUGGCGUUUCCAAAACAACACUGCUCCGCUCGCCAGCUUUGCCUGGCACCCGACACAACCCAACAGCCUUCUCACCGUAUCCGACAAUGCCAAUGCCGCCCUCGAGUACAACCGUGUCACCGAGGCAGUGUCGCUUGCCUGGUCACCUCAAGGACCCAUCACCUGGGGGAAUGAAACAUCCGUGUAUCAGGCAGAUUCUUCUUCUGAACCCAAAAGCAACUCGGCGUACACAACGGACGCCUCGUUUGCGAUUCGUUCGCGAGCCAUUGCAGGAUAUGGCGUGGAUAUUCUUACCAACCUCGAGUUGCUGUCGCCAACCGACCCGCUUUUGCCCGUCUGGUCGUGGAUGCAUCACGUCAGUAUGUUGUCCAAGAAAGGAAAGGCCCAGGUUGGCAAGCUCGAUUUCAGCUUGCAAGGCGUGAAGGCCGUGAUGGCUGCCGAGAGCAAGCUUUUUGCUGCCGCUUCCAGCGCACAGGGAGCCAAUUCGACAACAAUUGCAGCCACUCACGACAUGAAUUUGAGUUUCCAAGUCUACCAUAGCGCCCAACGAAAACUUGCGCUGAAAAUUUGCGACUGGGGCUUUGAGCGUGACCGCGACACCCUGGAAAACGCCCUGCGCAAGCUCGAAGGAGAGGAUGAGCACGAGCGUGCGUCCGCGAUCGCGCUCUUCCAUCUUGACAUCCGUCGAGCCAUCCAAUCGCUCAACGCGGGCGCUCAGCGACCCGGUGCUGACUCGAACUUGACAUUGGUUGCAAUGGCGCUGGCUGGUUAUGCCGAAAAGAACGCCUUGUGGAAGGAGAUGUGUGGUCACCUCCGCAGCAGGCUGCAGCACCCGUAUCUGCGUGCAGCGUUUGCAUUUUUGACCGCCGAGCCCGCUGAGUUUUCCGAAGUUCUUGAGGAGCGCGGCGUAUCCCUCGCCGAUCGCGUUGGCUUUGCGUGCCGAUUCCUCAACGAUUCUCAGCUGACACAAUUCGCAACUCGGCUGACCGCACAAGUUACCAAGGAGGGAAAUCUCGACGGUUUGGUGCUGACUGGCCUGACCGGCGAAGGCAUCGACCUUCUCGAGCAGUAUGUGAACAUGACGGGCGACGUGCAAACGGCUUGUUUGCUGAUGGUCCGCAAGAAGACCACUGAUGCUCGCGCUCGGCAGUGGACUGAAAGCUACCGAGAUCUGCUCGAUAUGUGGCAGCUCUGGCAUGAACGAGCCUUGUUUGAUGUCGCGCGCCGUUUGUUUGACGACAGCAACAAGCCUCCUCAGCAGGUCUUUGUGCGCUGCAACAUGUGCAACAUUUCUGUGUCCCGAAGCAUGUUGACAGUUGGUCCUUCCCGCGAUCGUCCCGGUGCUGGCGGAUCGGGCAUGCACGGUGUCACCACUGGCAUGACUGCUGGUCCUCCGUCCAAACCCAAGGUCACAAGCUGCCCUAGUUGUCGAAAAGCACUUCCUCGAUGUGCAUUGUGUUUAAUUCCGCUGGGAACUAGCUCUGCAGCUCCCAGUGUCAGCGAUGACACUGAGUUUGAGAGCAAGAAAAAGGGCGGCGCCUUUGACCAAUGGUUUACUUGGUGCCAAACCUGCCGCCAUGGGGGUCAUGCCAACCACCUGCUCGAAUGGUUUGAAACCCACAAUUCGUGUCCCGUCACAGGCUGCGAAUGCCAUUGCCAAUCACUCGACCGAUCUAUUGCCCUUGAGCGAGCGGAACUCCAAGCCACAUAAUAUGUUGAACAACCGACGGCGUGAAUGGUCUUUUUUUUUUUUCCUUCCUUUUUGUCUCGGUUUGAUUUUGUGUGAGGGGUGGUUUUGUGUGAGCGUUUCCAAAACAAAACAAAAAACUUUUUAUGGAACAACCG